This is a messenger RNA of Doryrhamphus excisus (bluestripe pipefish), 1494 nucleotides long. RefSeq names its product linkage group 1 C16orf87 homolog (gene hdip1). The record is from RefSeq and is a predicted model, not a curated record. Lineage: Eukaryota; Metazoa; Chordata; Actinopteri; Syngnathiformes; Syngnathidae.
GGGUCGACGUGCGCAUGCGCGUAGUUGGGGUCCUGUUCUGUACUUUUUAUUUUGAGCUGCCGUGUUGUCGUGCGUGUGAUUAAUUCACGUCUAAUUCAUCAAUGCUUUCUUUUAUUUAACAUUUUUUCAUGUUUGCGUCCAAGUGAGGAGCUGAGCGGCCGCGGUUGUUGUUCGCCCUGCGCCGGAGGAGUCAGACUAUGUCGACAAAUAAAACAAAGAAAGUCAAAAUGGCUACUAAAUCGUGUCCUGAAUGCGACCAACAGAUUCCCGUGGCGUGCAAGUCGUGUCCGUGCGGCUACGUGUUUAUUAGCAGGAAGCUCCUCAACGCCAAGUCAAACGACUGCUCUUCGCCAAACGCAGCAGCGGACAAGCUGGACUCCAAGCGGCGAAGGACGGAGCGCAUCCGCAAGGAUCGUACGGACUCGCCUUUGACCAAUGACGUGGAGAACAGGAGGAGAUCGCGAGCCAACAGCCAGUCGGACCCCAUCCGGCGGGGGCGGGGCCGACCCAAGACAGUGGGCGUGAAGAAGCAGCAGGAGGAGGACAAAGACAAACAGGAGAAGGAAGUGGACGUCUACGCCGGCCUCUCGGACGAGAAGGCCUUCGUCUUCUCCGUCGCCUUGGCGGAGAUCAACCGCAAGAUACUGGGUCAGACGCUCAUCUUGUAGCCGCACGGACCGGCAGCAAAGACAUGUUGGGGGGUGGGGGGGACAAGGACACUGAAUUUAGGACGGGACGCAUUGCUGUGCUUUUGAAAUAAAGCAGCAGUGAUUCACUUUCACGUCAGCGAGAUGACCAUCUUUUCUUUCAGCGCAGGAAGUUGACCCAACGUGGAAGCAUCACGCUCACGCUACCUUACUGCAGUUCUCCCCCCCCCCCAAUUGUUUCCACUGUGCAUUGAUGACUUGCACAGAGAGCGAUGGCAUGAAUGAAAUGAUGUUUUCAGGUCUUUGCAUUCACAGACUUCUUAUGAAUUGUGUCUGUGGUCAUUGUCAGCAGUGAUCAUGUUGACGUCAUGUACAUGCUUACUCGCUCCUUUCGUGGGCCGCGCAUGAGUGCCGAUCCGCACCUUUAAACCAGCCGAACGUGUGCAACAUUAGCUGUGAGGGGGGGUCCAGGCGGGGUGCGAGUACACCCUCAGCUACCACACGGUGCUAUUUAAAGCUAGCACUGGACCGGAGUGGUGGGGACAGGAAGCUAACGACCAUAGGAGCACAUGCGAACUGCGUUCCAAUGUACUCCCACAUCAAUAAGUAUACUGUACUUCAUUCAGUAUAAUAUACUUCAAUAUACAGUAUACAGUCUUUGUGAAGAAUGGAUGGUGGUUCUUUCAGAAAUGGGACACUAUAGGCAGAUUCCAAGCAUGGAAUCCUUGAAGUUGAGUUGAGUUGUCAUGGACUACAACUUCCAACACUGAGGUGUGACCCACAUGCGGUCAGGGAGGGGCCAACGGUAUAUGACCAAGUAUUACAUUUCCCCAACAACACAAGCUGU